This is a messenger RNA of Pteropus alecto (black flying fox), 2415 nucleotides long. RefSeq names its product protocadherin alpha-1-like. The coding region runs from base 1 to 2415 and encodes 804 amino acids. The transcript has 2 exons. NCBI's taxonomy places the organism in Eukaryota, Metazoa, Chordata, Mammalia, Chiroptera, Pteropodidae. Gene Ontology annotation, biological process: homophilic cell-cell adhesion. The record is from RefSeq and is a predicted model, not a curated record. Gene Ontology annotation, cellular component: plasma membrane. Gene Ontology annotation, molecular function: calcium ion binding.
AUGCUGUUUCCCAGGCGAGGGGGCAAGGAAGCCCAGCGCCUGCUGCUCUCGUUUCUGCUCCUUGCAGCCUGGAAGGCGGGGAGUGGCCAGGUCCACUACUUGGUCCCCGAAGAGGCCAAACACGGCACCUUCGUGGGCCGCAUCGCCCAAGAUUUAGGGCUGGAGCUGCAGGAGCUGGUGCCGCGCCUGUUCCGGGUGGCGUCCAAAGGCAGUGAGGACUUUCUGGAGGUAAAUCUGCAGAAUGGCAUUUUGUUUGUGAAUUCUCGGAUCGACCGCGAGGAGCUGUGCGGGCGGAGCCUGGAGUGCAGCAUCCACUUGGAGGUGAUCAUAGAGAGGCCGCUGCAGGUUUUCCAUGUGGAGGUGGAGGUGAAGGACAUUAACGAUAAUCCACCAGUCUUCAGAGAGAGAGAACAAAGAUUAUUUAUUCCUGAAAGUAGACUGCUGGAUUCGUGUUUCCCGGUAGAGGGUGCUGCUGAUGCGGACAUUGGUACCAACGCUCUUCUAACAUACACCCUCAGCCCCAGUGAUUAUUUCUCUUUGGAUGUACAGGCAAAUGAUGAGCUGAGUAAGUCACUUUCGCUGGAGUUGAGGAAGUCUUUGGAUAGAGAAAAAACACCACAAAUUCGUUUAUUAUUGACAGCCACCGAUGGGGGCAAACCAGAGCUGGAAGGUACAGUUCAAUUGCUGAUCACAGUGCUUGAUGUUAAUGAUAACGCACCAUUGUUUGCCCAGGCCGUGUACAAAGUCCACUUAUUAGAAACUACGGCAAAUGGAACAUUAGUGACCACAUUAAAUGCCUCUGACGCUGACGAAGGUGUAAAUGGAGAAAUUGUCUUUUCCUUUGGCAGUGAUGUUCCUCUUAACAUUAAAAAGUACUUCAAAAUUGAUUCCAGCUCAGGAAAAAUUUGGCUAAUUGGUCAAUUGGAUUAUGAAGAAACAAAAUCCUACGAAAUUCGGGUAAGAGCAGUUGAUAAAGGAAGUCCUCCAAUGUCAAGUCACUGCAAGGUUUUAGUGAAAGUUCUGGAUGUAAACGAUAAUGCUCCAGAACUGGCAGUCAUGUCCCUGUCUUUGACCAUCAGAGAGGACUCUCCACUCAGCACCGUCAUCGCCUCCAUCUCCGUGUCCGACCACGACUCCGGUGUUAACGGGAAGGUGAUAUGCGCCCUGACACCUCAUGUCCCCUUCAAGCUGGUUUCCACUUUCAAGAAUUACUAUUCGCUGGUGCUGGACAGCGCCCUGGACCGCGAGAGCGUGGCGACCUACGAGCUGGUGGUGACAGCGCGGGACGGGGGCUCGCCUUCGCUGUCGGCCACCGCCAGCGUGACUGUGGAGGUGGCCGAUGUGAACGACAAUGCGCCUGAGUUCGCGCAGCCCGAGUACACGGUGUUCGUGAAGGAGAACAACCCACCCGGCUGCCACAUCUUCACGGUGUCUGCGCGGGACGCGGACGCGCAGGAGAACGCGCUGGUGUCCUACUCGCUGGUGGAGCGGCGCGUGGGCGAGCGUGCGCUGUCGAGCUACGUGUCGGUGCACGCGGAGAGCGGCAAGGUGUACGCGCUGCAGCCGCUGGACCACGAGGAGCUGGAGCUGUUGCAGUUCCAGGUGAGCGCGCGCGACGCGGGCGUGCCUUCUCUGGGCAGCAACGUGACGCUGCAGGUGUUCGUGCUGGACGAGAACGACAACGCGCCCGCAUUGCUGCCACCUGGCGGGGGCGGCGUGGUGAGCCAGCCGGUGGCGCGUUCUGUGGGUGCGGGCCACGUGGUGGCGAAGGUGCGCGCUGUGGACGCGGACUCGGGCUACAACGCGUGGCUGUCUUACGAGCUGCGGCCGGAGGCGGGGGGCGCUCACAGCCCGUUCCGCGUGGGGCUGUACACGGGCGAGAUCAGCACGACGCGAGCCCUGGACGAGGCGGACGCGCCGCGCCAGCGCCUGCUGGUGCUGGUGAAGGACCACGGCGAGCCGGCGCUAACGGCCACAGCCACCGUGAUGCUGUCGCUGGUAGACAGUGGCCAGGCGCCUAAGAUUCCGUCGCGGAUGUCGGUGGGAGUCACGGGCCCAGAGGCGACGCUGGUGGAUGUGAACGUGUAUCUGAUCAUCGCCAUCUGCGCGGUGUCCAGCCUGUUGGUGCUCACGCUGCUGCUGUACACGGCGCUGCGGUGCUCGGCUCCGCCCAAUGAGGGCGCGUGCGGGCGGGGGAAGCCCAUGCUGGUGUGCCCCAGCGCAGUGGGGAGCUGGUCAUAUGCGCAGCAGAAGCGGCAGAGGGUGUGCUCUGGAGAAGGCCUGCCCAAGACGGACCUCAUGGCCUUCAGUCCCAGUCUUCCUCCGGAUUCCAACAUGUCGGAAGGAAACGAACAUCCAGAAGCAAAUUCAGACCUUUUCAGUAAUGUAAGUCCAACUUUCAAGCUUUGGCUAUAA